Messenger RNA from Cinara cedri, 3612 nucleotides. Lineage: Eukaryota; Metazoa; Arthropoda; Insecta; Hemiptera; Aphididae. The record is from the annotation of a GenBank genome assembly.
UGUUCGGCCGUGAAACGUUGUACAUCGACGAGUUCGAUGCACUGUGUAAAAAUAAAAUAAUAUUUUAAUUGUGUACUACCUACGCAAAUCCGGCAAAUAUGAGUGUGAAAAAAGUUACCCGGCGUUUAAGUUUGGACGAGUGCACGCGCGAGUAUUUAGAAAUGGGAAUGGACUUGACGAACAAACAAAAAAGAUAUUCGAGCGUUCACGAAAAAUUCUUUAACCGGAUCCGGGAACGGCCGAUAUCUUUCGAAUUGUCAUCGAGUAUGGAUUUAGUGGACGAAACGGAUGAACCUACCAUUACGUCGGCAUCUCAGGAUGUCGCUAAAAGUUCCAAUCAGUUGAGCGUCAACAACUACAUGGAAAUGGUAAAAAUGUACCUGUUGGACUUGGCGAAAGGGUACACCAACGGUUUUCGAUUGCUUCACGACAUCGAGUCCGGUGUAGCGAAUCUGGAAAUGUUGUACAAAUGCCCGCAACAAUUGAAAAACUUAAUACUCCUGUGGGCGUGUUUCGUCAACAAGUGCGAUGUCGUGGAAUUCAUGUUGCUUAAAGCCGGUACGGACAUAAAUUACAAACUACCGUGCCGAGGCUACGGUGCCAUACACAUAAGCUCUUUGAACGGUUGUGUUAAUUGUUUGAAGUUGUUGUUGGCACACGGAUGCGAUCCGAAUUGUCGGAUCGAAGAGACGACGGCGUUACACUUUGCCACUUUCACAGAUUCCGUAGACGCCGUCCGUACACUUAUCGAACACGGUUGCAAGCUCGAAUCUACUGUGAUACACAGUGCCGUCAAGUCCAGAGCUUUGGGGUGCGUUAAACUCCUGUUAUUCGAGUACAACAUGGACGUGAACGUGCUGGACUCGAUGGGUUGUGCUCCUAUACACAUUUGCGCCGACCAAGGUUUCUCGGACUGCUUACAGGUGUUAUUGAAAUCGGACAAAACUGUAAUCGACUUGAAAGAUUAUCACGAAUACACGGCAUUGCAUUUGGCGUGCGAGUCCGCGCACGUUGAGUGCGUAAAACUGCUGGUCGAAUACAAGGCCAACGUACACGCGAAAAACAUGAAAUCACAAAUGCCCGUACACAUGGCCGCCAAAUCUCAAAGCGUGGACUGCAUCGAUAUGCUGAUAAAAGCGGGAGCUGACGUGAACGCCAGAGACAUUGACGACCGUACGCCACUGCAUUCGGCCAUUUCCGUCAAGACCCUAAACAUUUGUCAGGCCGUCGACACGUUACUCGGUUACCACGCAAAGGUCAACGUACAAGACCAUUAUGGGUUCACGCCCCUACACAUAGCGGCUCUCAACGAGGCGCCCGAAUGCGUGGAGUCGUUGUUGGCCAAAGGCGGCAACGUGGGCAUUCAAACUUACGGUGGUAUAUCGGCACUGAACAUGAUCGUGAGAAAGGUGCCGGCUUGUGUACCGGCAGUCGCUAAACAGUUAGACAGUGCUGUCACGUCGAACUGGGCGGAUGGGUUUAAACGAGGCCCAGAGAUACAACUUCGGUUUAAAUAUUUAUUCAAUUCCAAUACGUUUGGCGAAAUCGAUUUACUUAAAUGUUUCCAAGAAGAAUGCCAAUACGAAUUACUGGAACAUCCGCUGUGCCAGGCUUUUUUAUUUUUGAAAUGGAGAAAAGUACGAAAAUAUUAUUUGAUGAGACUGUUGAUUUUGGCGUUUUUUAUUCUUAUUUACUCGGUUUAUGUUAUAACCGUAUUGAGUCACAAUUGUUACAACGCGGUUCAUGUUUUCAACAGCAGUAAUUCAACGUGUCUGCAGCACAACUCCACCUUAGGCCAUUACUUGAUGGAAAACGAUGAAGUAAUGGACGUAAGUAUUUGCCUAUUAUAUUUUAUCAGCGUUAUAGAAGGUUUCUUGAAAAUAUCCGAAAUGGCCGUAUACAUGUAUGUCCAACAUUAUUUUUUCAGUCUGAGUAACUUUUGUGAAUGGAUAUUUUUAAUAAGUGUCCCAUGUAUAUCGUUUCAUAUUCAAGGGCAAACCUACAGCUGGCAAAAUCACAUCGGUGCACUGUGCGUACUUUGUGCUUGGACGAAUUUCAUGGUUAAAAUGGGCCAAUUGCCUUGGUUCGACACUUAUGUCGCUAUGUACAUUAAAGUUCAAAGGGAAUUUGCCAAACUUUUAAUGGCGUAUAUAUGCCUGCUGAUAGGUUUCUCUGUUAGCCUUUGCGUCAUGUUUCCUUCUUCUCAGUGGUUCAGUAAUCCCAUCACAGGUUUUGUUAAAGUUCUCGUGAUGAUGGCGGGAGAAUUGGAUAUUUCAAUGUUAGAAGAACACGUUCCAAAUGAGUCACUGGCUGUAUUUAAAUUCAGCGCUUAUAUCAUUUACGUAGCUCUUUUGAUAUUUGUAUCGAUCAUACUGAUGAACCUUCUUGUCGGAAUAGCUGUACACGAUAUACAAGGGUUAGCAAAAACUGCCGGUUUGUCUAAAGUCAGAUGCCAGAUCGAACUUAUAUACUAUAUAGAACUAUUCAUGUUGAGAAGUUUUUGGCCGAAAAACAUCAAAAGUAGGGCUUUAGUUUAUCCUUCUAGAAAUCGCGCUCUUAUGACCGUUAAACCGUUGAAUCAAAAACAAACAUUGCCCAGAGAUAUUAUAGAAGCUAUACGGAACGUUAUUAAACGGAAAAAACUCGAUUGUUGUGAUGGCAAUGAUAUCCUUAAAAUUCAGGAAAUUUUAAAAGAAGUAAAAGACUUAAGAACGGUUGUAGAAGAAAAUCAAAAAGUCAUUAAACAUUUGUUAAUGAAUGCCAAUAAAAUGUGAUAAUAAUAAUAAGUUAGUGUAGGUAUUAUACACUAAAUACUUAUUCUUACUGACAUUACAUGUAGACAACUGAUGAGUUUAGGUAGGUCCUUAUAUUUGAACUUAAAUAAUUUCCUACUGCGGUUUCGGAAUUUUGUUAUGUACAUAGUGAAAAAAUGUUUAAUAAAAAAUAAAUAAAUAUUUUUAUUAACGUAAAAACCAUCCUUUUUUUACAAACUUUGAGGCACGUGAAGGGGUUGACUAAUUAUCAUACCUAAAAUGUAAGAAAAUUAUUUUUACAAUGUACUUAACAGAAUUCUGAGUCCGUGAAUUCAAAUAUUUGAUAUUUAUUUUCAACCUAUAAGUAAGGACCACCCUACUGAUGAUGUAUAGAAAGAGUUAAUAUUAAUUUAAUCAAUACUUAAUAGACAUAAAUCUACAAACGUUUUAUGACUGUUUUAGAUUUAUUCUGAAUCUACUUAAGUUUUUUUUGAUUAUACAACAUACCCACGUAUAAUUUUAUAUGUAUUAAAAUAUUAUCCCUAUAACCAUGUUUACUAUAAACUUGAUCCAAAAGACUUAUUUUUUAACUUUUAUGUGAUACGUUCAACACAUGCGUUUAACAUGUCCAAUGAACAUAAUAUUAUACUAAUGUACAUUGUUGUUUAUUAUGAGUGUUCAUAUUGUAUUCAUGAUAUACCUAGGAGCAUAUUUUUAAGAACUUUGUUAAAUAUAUUUUAUUCUUCAUUAUAAUAAUUAAGAAAGGUACCUAUUUUUAUUAUAAAUGUUUAAUUUCAUUGUGUGAAAUAUAAACGUACCUAAGUACUUAUUUGUUUUUAUGCACACCUAGGUAUUUGAU